Diatraea saccharalis (sugarcane borer) is the source of this 872-nucleotide messenger RNA. The record is from the annotation of a GenBank genome assembly. Lineage: Eukaryota; Metazoa; Arthropoda; Insecta; Lepidoptera; Crambidae.
CACCAACACAAAACUUUUGAAGUCUCAGAACACCAGCUUACCAAAGAUCUUUCUAAACACUUACUUACUUAGAAAUGGAGAUUAUUGCCAAAUGUCAGUAAAACACAAGUUUCAACAUUUCACCUAAAUAAUUUACUAGCCUCAGAUACCCCAAGCAUUAUAUUCGAUGAUAGAAUCCUUAGCUAUAACCCUCAACCCAAAUAUCUUAUUGUAACUCAAACGCUCUUUAAUGUACUUCACUCACCUUAACUAGCUACGCAAAAAGCUGGAAACACGAAAUAAUAUACUUCACAAGCUUACAGGUACCUUUUGGGGAACAGAUGCGGACGUUCUGCGUGCAACUGGCCUUAGCCUGGUGAACUUUGCGAGAGAAUACUGUGCUACCGUUUGGCUUACCAGCACCCACACUGAGAAGAUAGACGUGCAUCUACGUAAAAUUAUGUGCUGCACAGAACACGCUUUCCGUGUUCUGUGAUGUGGUGCAUCUCUGAUACUACACAGUCCAUCUCUACACAAUGGCUAUCAACGCUAAGCCACAUUCCCCCACUGCACCUUAGAAGACAGCAGGCCUUACUUAAAGAAGCACAUAAAAUAGCUAGCAUCCCAGAUUUACUAGCCCACCAAGAAUUUAUGUACCCUCAGAGUCUCCGGUUGAAAUCACGCUGGCCGCCCAACCAAACAGCGCAUUGCCUAAUGGUGAAGCCAUUUAAUCUAGAGGAGAAAUGGAAUAUUGAAUGGCGAUCAAAUCCACCUAACGCUGCUGCAUUGAACUAUGACCCAACCCGUAAGUGGAGUAUCUGAUGCAACGAAGGUAUCACAACACCCAGACUCGAUACUAUAUAGAAAGGCUAAUUUUCUACAUUAACCCGACC